Leishmania braziliensis MHOM/BR/75/M2904 is the source of this 1125-nucleotide messenger RNA. RefSeq lists its product as hypothetical. The record is from RefSeq and is a predicted model, not a curated record. Bases 1 to 1125 code for a protein of 374 amino acids. Gene Ontology annotation, biological process: autophagy of mitochondrion; protein localization to phagophore assembly site; protein lipidation. NCBI's taxonomy places the organism in Eukaryota, Euglenozoa, Kinetoplastea, Trypanosomatida, Trypanosomatidae. Gene Ontology annotation, cellular component: cytosol; phagophore assembly site membrane; extrinsic component of membrane. Gene Ontology annotation, molecular function: phosphatidylinositol-3-phosphate binding; phosphatidylinositol-3,5-bisphosphate binding; protein binding. The transcript has a single exon.
AUGUACAGACCGCUAAAUCCACGUGGCGUGCUGGACCUUUCUGCUGCCGUGCCAUCGCGGAAGGCGGGCGGUGACAUAUCGUACGCUGUCGCUUUCCCUCAAUCUGCCCGCGGGUACCGUGGUGACGUUACGGUGCUGACGCUACAUAGUGUACCACCUACAUCACUCCGCCAAAUGCAGGCAGGAGACGAUGGCCGACCAGUUUCUGUGGCGUCCGCAUCUGUCGACGCCGGCAGAACCUCUACGGGCACCACAGCAGCGGGCGAUGUGACCACGAGUAGUGCCUUUGGUACUGCCACGCCGCCCACGGAGCAGCGCACCAUCCCAGCGCAUCACCAUGCGGUUGCACAUCUGCGUUUCCGUCCAGAUGGUCGGCUGCUGGCCACCGCCUCAGAGCUUGGCACCACCGUGAAGAUAUUUGAUAGUGUUACUGGCGCAUUGCUGGUAGCACUACAGCGGGGCCAUCGUCCCGCCGCGGUGCUCUCACUCGCGGUGCAGCAAGACGCGCAUCGAGUCGCGGCACUCAGUGCCAAUGGCACUCUACAUGUUUUCGACUGCGCCGUCAUUGUGCAGGCUUGGGAGUCAGCGAGAGUGACAAGCGUUUCUUCACCGCUUCCUGCCCGCAGUGCACCCUCGCCUACGAUGAUUGGCGGUGCUGCAGGAGCGAGCAAAGUGCGAGCCGAGUGCAAACACAAGGUAACCUUAAUGCCUCGCCCAGCUGCGAGCGCUAGUGCUUCCUUGGCGAAAUCUACACACCGGCGACGGGGUAACAGCUUCAUGGCAGCUGCAGCUGCGUCGUCUCGCGCAAACACUGCUGCCUCCUAUGCAGAGGCCAGCGGUCCCACGCCAGGUGUGGGGGUAGCGGCCAACGACGGCUGGCUGCACUGUGAGACCGGUUUUGCCGCCGACGGGCAAACAGUCUGGGUGGUGCAAGUGCAGUCUACGGAAGCGCAGCUGCAACACGCUAUUUCGAUAGCGGCGUCAAAGUCUGCGACGCAGUCGCCACGGCUCUGCGUAGGAAGCCUCGCGUGCUUCCCCUUGCCAUCGCCUAACCGUUGCCGCUUCAGCGGCGCCAUUUUGCCUACCGACAAAGGAGAAGAAAGAUACCACUACGUCGUCGUGUAG